AUGUUCGUGCCCAGCGGAAACCGGAAAAUAUCUUCACCGAAAGCUGAUAUUCGUCGUGGGCUCGGGUUGGACGUGCUGGAAGCUCGUGCCGUGUCCCAGGGCAUGAUGGGCCAGAAGGACGCCCUGCGGGCUGCCGGCCUGGUGGUGCAGAUUGUGCAUGAAGGGAAGAUAGCCGGGCGGUGUAUUCUGUUGACCGGAGAGCCUAAAUCGGGAAAAACGGCCAUUAUUGUGAGGAUACCACAGGCGCUUGGCAACGAAACACCCUUCACGAGGAUAUCCGGUUCUGAGAUAGUGGAAAUUCAGAUCGAUCGUCCGGCUUCCGACACGGGGCAGAAGGUGACAAUUAAGAUCACGUAUAUAGAGACAAACUAUAAUCUCGGAAACAAGAUCAUCGUACAGUACUUUAUUAAGGAGCAGAUUUAAGCUGGGGGUGUCAUUACGAUUGAUAAGGCUUCCGGGAAAGUCAGGAAACGGACGUGAAGGAGUUACGAUGCCACAGGAGCUCAAACAAGAUUCGUCCAGCGUCCGGAGGGAGAGCUGCAGGAACACAAGGAAGUGGUUCACACGGUCACGCUUCACGAAAUCGAUGUAAUCAAUAGCAGGACACGGGUUCUUGUUUGCAGGUUACACCGGUGUGACGCCGGAGCUUUACGGUUUUCGGAUGUAGAAAACAUACACUGUAGAACUGUGACAACCGGUGAGAUCAAACAGGAAGUCCUCGAUCAGAUCAUGGAAUGGUGCAAAGCGGGUGAAGCGGAAAUCAAUCCCGGAGUGUUGUUCAUCGCCGAGGCCCAUAUGUUGGAUAUCGAAUGCUUUUCCUUCCUGAACAGCGCUUUGGCAAGCGAUAUGGCCCCGGUCGUAAUCAUGGCCAUCAAUCGAGGCAUUAUCAAAACCCGUGGAACCAACUGUCGCAGCCCGCUCGGAAUCCUAAUCGAUCGAAUGAGCAUCAUUUGAACGGUUCCCUACUCAGCGAAGGAAAUCAAAAAAGUUCCAAACUACCUCUUUUCGCUUAACAGUCCCAUGUGAUAGGAAACCCAACAAAUAUAGGACUGUUAUGCGAAUAGGGGCAGUAAGUGUUUGGUUAUUGGAAGAAUUACAUACCAGUUUGUGCAACGCUAUUCAAUCGGCUUGGUCAGCAAGAGACGCAAGGCGGCCACAGAAAAGGAUAUUCGGAAGGUGUAUUCCCUGUUUCUGGACGAAAAGCGUUCCAGCAAGAUCAUGAAAAAGAACCAGCACGAGUGCUAUUCUACGACGACGACGACGACGACAGCUUGUUACAGGUGGAACAACAGGCAAUGGAAGUAGAGACCUACUGACUAAUCAACCGUUGUAUAAGCCAUUCCUGACAACCAUGGACAUUCACCACUCACUCCGGCAUCAAAUAAACUGCCAGUUCAACGAUAUUUCUUGUAGAACUAAUCGGUCGUCAAACUGAAAUCUCGCUAUCGUUACAUCCAGAGUUCCUACCUACGCUAUAAUUUCUAAUGUUGUUACUAUAAUCAUACGUGUGUUAAUGUUUUAGAAUAUUCAAUAAAUAAAAUGGGGCGUUGGGGUCUUCAGGCGAUUUUGCUGUAACAUAUCCGACAAAAGCCAAACAAAAUAACGACUUGAGCUAAGUCUUAAAACAGAGGUUUGAUCUAAUAGGUUUACACACGUUCUCCCGAAUUGUAUGGUCAUGCAAGAAAUUUACUAUUAAAACAGUUCACUUCUGGAGCUGAUCCAGAUGUAUCAGCAGAUUUUAACGAUCUAAUUAGAAUAUCUAAAUUCGUUUCAGAGGUUUAGACAGAUUUGCUGGUUCACUAAGUCCUCCCAAAUUGCAUAGUGAUGCAAAAAUUAUCAGUCUUUGAUACUGAUCACCUUUACCAAGAAUAUCCAAAUUCGUUUCAGUGGUUUAGACAGAUUUGCUGGUUCACUAAGUCCCCCCAAAUUGCAAAGUGAUGCAAACAUUAGCAGUCUUAGAUACUGACCACCUUUACCAAGAAUAUCUAAAUUCGUUGCACAGGUUUAGACAGAUUUGCUGGUUCACUAAGUCCUCCCAAAUUGCAUAGUGAUGCAAAAAUUAUCAGUCUUUGAUACUGACCACCUUUACCAAGAAUAUCCAAAUUCGUUUCAGUGGUUUAGACAGAUUUGCUGGUUCACUAAGUCCCCCCAAAUUGCAUAGUGAUGCAAAAAUUAUCAGUCUUUGAUACUGACCACCUUUAUUAAGAAUAUCCAAAUUCGUUUCAGUGGUUUAGACAGAUUUGUUGGUUCACUAAGUCCCCCCAAAUUGCAAAGUGAUGCAAACAUUACCAGUCUUAGAUACUGACCACCUUUACCAAGAAUAUCUAAAUUCGUUGCACAGGUUUAGACAGAUUUGCUGGUUCACUAAGUCCUCCCAAAUUGCAUAGUGAUGCAAAAAUUAUCAGUCUUUGAUACUGACCACCUUUACCAAGAAUAUCCAAAUUCGUUUCAGAGGUUUAGACAGAUUUGCUGGUUCACUAAGUCCUCCCAAAUUGCAUAGUGAUGCAAACAUUACCGUUACCAGUCUUUGAUACUGACCACUUUUACCAAGAAUAUCUAAAUUCGUUGCAGUGGUUUAGACAGAUUUGCUGGUUCACUAAGUCCCCCCAAAUUGCAUAGUGAUGCAAAAAUUAUCAGUCUUUGAUACUGACCACCUUUACCAAGAAUAUCCAAAUUCG
Molecule: messenger RNA, 2678 nt
Organism: Aedes albopictus (Asian tiger mosquito)
Lineage: Eukaryota; Metazoa; Arthropoda; Insecta; Diptera; Culicidae
Product: ruvB-like helicase 2
Biological process (GO): box C/D snoRNP assembly; regulation of transcription by RNA polymerase II; chromatin remodeling
Cellular component (GO): Ino80 complex; R2TP complex; Swr1 complex
Molecular function (GO): DNA helicase activity; ATP binding
Source: RefSeq, a predicted model, not a curated record